AAAAGCAUGUUGGGAUAUUUUGUUUUCGUCGCCAUUUUGGAUGUUGAUUCUGGGUCUCCUCAUCUGUCAGUAGACGUUGACUUAUCAGAUUUCGAAUCGACACGAGCUAGGUGAUAUAUGACAACAGCAUCAUGAAUUCUUGACAAUUACGAUAAUUCAGACAUCGUUUUAACACCAACAGAUCCAGAAAUGGCGACUACGAAGGAAACAAAACAAAAACGGAAGCAACUUAAACUGAAGGCGGUGCCUCAGAAAACGAAGUUGUUUCGGGCAAAUGAACCUCUUUUGAGUGUGUUUAUGUGGGGCAUUAACCAUACCAUUAAUACUCUGAACCAUGUCAACAUCCCAGUUAUGCUUAUGCCAGAUGACUUCAAAGCCUUCAGUAAAGUUCAUGUGGAUUACCACAAAUUCAACAAAGAGUCGAUGCCAAGUCAUUUCAAGGUCAAAGAAUACUGCCCUAUUGUGUUCAGAAAUCUUAGGGAACGCUUUGGAAUUGAUGACCAUGAUUAUAUGAAUUCCUUGACCAAACAUCCAGAAGAUAUAGAUUCUCCGGGAAGGAGUGGAGCUCGGAUGAUGAUGUCACAUGACAGAAAAUACUUCAUAAAAACGCUAGUCAGUGAGGAAGUGGAACAGCUUCAUAUAAUUCUCAAACAAUAUCACCAGUUCAUUGUGGAAAAUCAUGCGAAGACAUUGCUGCCUCAGUACUUGGGAAUGUAUCGGAUCACAGUGAAUGACACGGAAACAUACCUAGUCGUUAUGAGAUGCGUAUUCAGCCCACGACUUCAUAUCCAUAAAAAAUACGAUCUAAAGGGAUCAACAGUUGACAGAUCAGCCAGUGAUAAAGAGAAGGCCAAAGAUUUGCCGACAUUUAAGGACAAUGAUUUUUUAAGUGAUGGAGCCACCAUCCACAUAGGGCCUGAGAACAAAGACAAACUGAUGGCCAUGCUGAAACAGGAUGUGGAGUUUUUGGAGAGUCUACACCUUAUGGACUACAGUCUAAUUGUCGGUAUCCACGACUGUGAGCGAGCGGAACAGGAGGCCAUAGAUAACGCUAGCAUUGACCACAGCAACAUGGAGGAGAACGACUCCGAGAAUGGGCUAGAUGAUGAGGACUACCUGGGGGCUGGGGGCGUUCCCACCCCACCGGACAGUCCCCAGCCCUCUCCGUACAUGCCUUACACUGGGGAAUUAGACAGUGAGAUGGAGAGAUACGCUUUUAAAUCUAGUCCUGACUGCCCAAGACAAGAAAUUUAUUUUCUAGCAAUGAUUGACAUUUUAACAAAGUAUGGUGUGAAAAAAAGAACUGCUACAGCAGCCAAGACUGUGAAACAUGGGGCAGGGGCAGAAUUUUCCACAAUACGGCAUGAUCAAUACGCAAAGAGAUUCCUAGAGUUCAUUAAUAGGUGCAUAGAAUGACAAGAGAAGUGUUUUUUUAACUAUAUAGACAAAUACUGAGGCCAUUUACUGAUGUAAUCAGGACUUUGAUGUCAGAGAGAAUUGUGUUCUGGUGAUUAUGAUGUCAUGAAUGAUGUCAUCAAGUUAUGAUAUCAUGAAUGAUGAUGUAUGAUGUAGGGUAAACUCGCAUCCCACAACACUUUGUUGUCUUUGUGAAUGUAACUCAUAGUCAUUAUAGAUGUGGAAACUAUUCAGAUAGGACCUUCUCACUGCUCAAGAUGGUGUAAAUUAUCACAAUAUAUUUCAGGUCAAACACACAACUUAAAAACCUUUGUACUUAAAUUUGUAUGUACAGGUCUGCAUUUUUUGUAUAGUUUGCUCUGUGUUUAAUAUGCAAACUUUAUCAAAUUGUUUUAGUCAGAAAUUCGAAUAUAAAUGCAAAUACAACCUGUUAUGUAGAUUCCAAAAAAAAAAAAAACAAUUGCUUUUUGAGUUUAGAACUCGUUGAGAACAUAGGGAAUUUCUUUUUUAUUGAUUAUGAGUAUUUGACAAAAAAUGAAAAUAUUUAGGAGCAGUGAAAGAAUAGUUAUGUCAUAAGUGCUAUGUCUCAUGGUGAAUUUUAUGAGCUAAAGUCAUUAUCUUUUUCCAUUAAAUUUGUAGUAAAUUGUAAUGCAAUGGGUACUCAAUAGAGAAUAUUAUUUUAUGUGGAAAUUAACAGUUUUACUAUAUUGUUUGUUUUCGGAACAUUAGCUAAAAUCUACUGUAAAAAGUCUUUGUAGUACAUAAGUGUGUAAGAAGACAAUAUUGCUUCAGAUGUCUUGAGCUGCACAUUUAUAUCGUAAUAUUGUCAUUGUUUACUACCUAAAUUGAAAACUUGGACAUUCUGUAAGUACAACACAGAGAAUUUGGUAUGCCUUACACCAUAUUAAGAUUUUUUUUAGAUUUUCAGAUAGCUGAAGAGUGUAUAUAUUGACAGUUUGGGGCCAGUGCUUAAAAAUGAUUUUUGUAUUGGGAGAUGAAAAUUCAUGAAUUUUAUAUGCUGUCAAGUCAGAAACAACUUUUUGUUUGGUGGUGAGUCAUGGCUGUGUUUUGUUAAUGUUGACAGAGUUUGUUAGUAGAUACAAAAAAGUAAAACUUCCCAUGAUUCCGGAUCUGAAAAUGAGAACUAUGGUUACAUUCUACAAUUUUCAAAAAAAAAAAAAGAAGAAAAAAACAUAGAUGGUUAUUAACCACUUGUCAGAAUUUUUUAAAAAUAUGUUGGGCAGAUUUGAAAAUAUUUUGGUGUUAAAUUUCUGUUGAAUAGGAAAAAAAUAAGAAAAAAAAAACAAAGUAAGAUUGAACUACUCUGCUUAGUAAAAUGAAAUUCAAUAGUUCUGUAAUUUUGACAAAUUUUUUAACUGAAAAUGUAGAUCAAAAUGAAAUUUAAGCAAAUUAAGUACAUCAUAUCUGGCCAAAUUUAAGAUGUAAAUUUUUUUAAAAGUAAAAUUUGAUAGAAAAAAUUUUACUUGUAAGAUACUUACAUAAACGACAAAUGUCGUUAAAGAAGUGCCACAAAAACCAUCUGUAUUUCAAUUUGUGUACCUGUAAUAAGUUAUAAUCUGUUUUAUGGCGUAAACACUGCCAACUCAUUUAGGUUUCAUUCAAGACUAAAACUAGUUCUGGUAGUCAGAUAGUCGAAUCAUUAUUUAGACCAAAAUUUACAUAUAAACUUGUAUAUACACAAUGACUAUUGUCUCAGAGAAUUCAGUGCAUUAUUUUUAUUGUUUUUAAUAUAAACAGUUAUAUUUAUUAUAAACUUGAAGGUUACAGAACUUGUAACAUAUCUGCUCUAAAAUAAUAUAUAUUGUAUCUAUUAUAACUAUAUUAUAAAACAUAAUGUUAUUUAGAGAAAUUUUAUGCAAAGCUUAUCAUUUUUGUGUAUUUGAAAAAUUUUGAGGUUUUUUUUUUUUACAUUGACAGUUAAUGAAAAGGUUUGAAGUACAUAACAUGUGGACACUGUCUAAAGUUUUCUAGAUGCUCUAAUUGUUGAAUUGUUUUUAAAAAAAAAUUGGAAUUAAAAAGAAAUAUAAAAAGACGCUAGGAUAUGUCAAAAAACUGAGUGACCUCUAAAAUUAAGGUGCCAGCUAAAUUUUGAUAAAAAAAAAUGUCACCAAUGCAGGCAAUUUUUUUUAGGUGCCAACUUUGAAUUUUGUUCAUAUGUGAGAUGACUGUAAAAAGUAGUCAAGGUGGCAAAGAAAACAGAAGACAGUUCCAUUGCUAAAAAAUAAUGUUUUUUUUUUUUUUUACAGUUUUAAAUUUCUUUUGGCUUGCUCAGAAAUUUGAAGAUCAGGAAUCAAUUUAAAAUGGUUGCCAAUUUGCGACUUAUAGAGAAAUUUUAGGCCAACUGAUCAAUUCAAACCCUGGCUUAGUAUCUUUUCAUGCUUCAUACACCUUAAAUAAAAGAAGUGUAUUAAAUAAUUGAGAAUAUAGCAUUAAAAAUUUUUUCUUGCUUUCACUAAAUAAUAAACUUAUCAGACAAAAUAGAGAAAUAAAUUAUUCUGCAUCAUAUAUAUUCAGCCUCAGUAUUAUAUAGUGCUGUAAAAUUUAUCCACAUUUGUCUCCAUUGUUACUCAUUAUUAUAUGUAUACAUACUUAUAUAUCUGUACAGGUAUGCAAUGUUGAUCUUCAGUGCUGUUAACAUAUAUAUGUUAGUCCCAUUGUGUCUGUACACAAGUAAAAUAAUCAGUCUAAUAAAAGGCAUGCACACCCUUAUCAUUAUAUAUUUUUUUCCGAAUUGCUUAUUUUAUGAUAUGAUGUGGAAAAAAGAAUGAUAAACAAGCUUGUUUGUCCUAUCUAUAAAAACUAUUCACUUUAUAUCUUGUCUGAGUGCAAUACAUAGUUACAUUUGUAUGGCAUUUAGUGUUAUUAUAUUUGAAAAGUAAUAUAAAUAUUGUCAUACACAAAAUUAUAUGAACAAUUUAAAUGCACAUAUACUAAGCUAAGAUAAUACACAUGUUGAAAUAUAGGAAUACAGAAUUGCUUAUUUUUUUCAAUUUUUUUUGUGAUUUAUCUUUAAAUGUUAUUCCAUAAUAAAAUCAUUGUCAGUCAAUCACUGCUGAUGUAAUAAGUCAUAUUUUAUACUUGUUUGUCAAUAUUGGUCCACAUAUUAUUUUCUUUGCCUAAAUUGCAGCUGUUACAUGUAGGUAGUGCAAGCACAACUGCUAGAUACAAUCUUGCCAAUGCUAUUCCAAUAAGUUAGAUAUAUAUUACAGUCACAUGGUAUUAAGCGAACACUUCUUUUAUCCUUUACUUUUUGUUACUCCAGAAAAUUCCUGUGUGGUAUAAUUCAUUUAUAUUCAAUUUUAUAUCUGAUUUAAUAGAAGUAAGUAUCUUCUUUUCAUUAACUAACAAUUUUAAUGGACCAUUAACCCAAGAACUUUAUGACUGUUUAUUUGUCCAAAGUUUGGUAUGUUAUCCAAUAAAAUAAACAGAUUUUGUUAAAGGAGUGAUUAAGGAAAAAUUAUAUCUGGUAUAUACCUAAAUUUUAUGUGGUCCUGUGACUACCAUUUAGAUAAGUCAGGUUUAACCAAAUUCAAGAGAAUAAAGUUGACAAGCAUUCCUUUUUAUUGAAACACUACCAAAGUGGUAUGAACAAAUAAAAAUGUUCAGUGUUAAAAUUGUUAUGUAUUGUGAUGGAUGUCCAACACUGAAGUUAUAAAUGUAUAUGAUGUGUCGUUAAUGUUGUUGUUUGGCUCAACUCUCUGCUUGGUAAAUUUGUAGAAAAUCAAUUAAACAACAUUGAAAUUCA
This is a messenger RNA of Saccostrea echinata, 5182 nucleotides long. Its product is annotated as phosphatidylinositol 5-phosphate 4-kinase type-2 alpha-like. The record is from RefSeq and is a predicted model, not a curated record. Gene Ontology annotation, molecular function: phosphatidylinositol kinase activity. NCBI's taxonomy places the organism in Eukaryota, Metazoa, Mollusca, Bivalvia, Ostreida, Ostreidae. Bases 190 to 1416 code for a protein of 408 amino acids. Gene Ontology annotation, biological process: phosphatidylinositol metabolic process. The transcript is spliced from 9 exons.